AAGCCAGAGACAUUGAAAAUAUGGUCCUGGUAGAUAUAUCAUAAAGAUUCUAACUAACUGGUAUUUAUGCCAACACUUAAUUCAAUAAGCGAAGGCACAGGCUGUACCAAAUUUGUGAGAGAGAGGAAUAAAUAUGUCCUAUACUAGACCUAAGGAAGAAGUUGAAAGGCUUGCAGUUUUGAACGUGUAGCUGCUUGAAAUGGGUGUGAAAACUAACAUACUGUUCUUCUGUCUCUUCAUUAAUGCUCUCUGUACGUCUGGAAAAGGACAGCAUUCAUUUGUGAAAGAAGCAAAGAAUGGGCAGUGGAGGAAGUCAAAGUAUGAUUUUAUAAUUGUUGGGGGAGGAACAGCAGGAUGCUCUCUUGCUGCCACUCUGUCUCAGAAGAUGUCUGUCCUCCUCUUGGAAAGAGGUGGAUCCCCACUUGGUAAUGGAAACAUAUCCUACAGUAUGGAGAAUUUUGAAGCAAAUUUGUUUGACUUCGAUUCUGACCGCUCGCCCACCCAGAUUUUUAUAUCUGAAGAUGGGGUGAUAAAUGCAAGAGCAAGAGUGUUGGGAGGAGGUACUUGUCUCAACGCAGGAUUUUACACACGUGCGAGUUCAAGUGAGGUGAGAGCCAUGGGAUUGGAAGCAGGACUGGUGGAGCAGUCUUAUCGUUGGGUGGAAAGUAUAGUGGCCCACCGACCUCCCACAAAUGAAUGGCAGGAUGCAGUAGCGAAAGGUCUCUUGGAGGCAGGUGUUUCUCCUUACAAUGGCUUCACAUAUGACCACAUCCCUGGGACCAAGCUUGGUGGGACAAUUUUUAAUGGCACUGGACAUCGCUCUACAGCUGCUGAUAUUCUUGUUCAACGUGGCAAUCCAAGAAAACUUACAGUUUUGCUAUAUGCAACUGUUCAACGUCUUCUUUUCUCUACAAAAGAUAAAACGAGGCCAAAAGUGAGGGGAGUUGUUUUCAAAGAUGCAGAUGGAGCAGAGCAGCAAGUCUUUUUGAAGGGAGAUAAAAGUGAGGUUAUAAUAUCUGCUGGUGCCUUAGGAAGCCCACAGCUGCUUAUGCUUAGUGGGAUUGGGCCUGCAAAAGAAUUGAAGUCCAUGGGAAUACAAGUGAUAAUGGACCAGCCUGCAGUCGGGAAGGGCAUGGCUGACAAUCCCAUGAAUACUAUUUUUGUACCUUUCACAACUCCUGUCCCAGUCUCUCUCAUACAAGUAGUGGGCAUCACCAAAUUUGGAAGCUAUAUAGAGACAUGCAGUGGAUUUAGAUUAUAUGAAACGGGUACAACUAAAAAGGAUGGAAUUAUUCUGCAAAAGGUGAAAGGUCCUCUUUCCAAAGGUCAUCUGAGAUUGGAUAACAGUACCAAUGCUGAAGACAACCCAAUGGUGAAAUUCAAUUACUAUGAUCACCCAAUGGAUCUACAAAGCUGUGUGAAAGGAAUAAGGACCAUCCAAAAGAUCAUUGGGUCUCGCCCAGUGAAAAAAUUCAUUCCCCCUAGCAUAAGUCUGAACAAGAUCAUGAAUUCAAGCUUUUAUGCUCCAAUAAAUUUGACUCCUAAGAGCACAGAAGGAUGGGGAUCAUUAGAGCAGUUCUGUAAGGAUACAGUGACUACAAUUUGGCAUUAUCAUGGAGGAUGUCAAAUGGGUAGUGUUGUUGAUAGAGAGUAUAGACUCUUUGGAGCAAAUGGUGUUCGAGUCAUUGAUGGAUCCACAUUUCUUUUCUCUCCAGGGACUAACCCUCAAGCUACUGUGAUGAUGCUUGGAAGAUACAUGGGAGUGAGAAUCCUGAGAGAAAAACUGGGCCCAUCUGCAGGAGUAUAAUUUGCUCAUCUAUUAACAUAGAUGAAUUCUCUUAGUUCGGUUGUUAUUCGGUUGUUAGUUUGCUCAUCUAUUAACAUAGAUGAGCAAGAUUUCUCUUUCUAUUCAUCAAUGAAAUUCUCUUUAAUUUAUGAAUUUUAAGGGCAUUUAUGAUCUUUCAUAUGUUCACAA
This is a messenger RNA of Cryptomeria japonica (Japanese cedar), 1975 nucleotides long. RefSeq names its product protein HOTHEAD. The record is from RefSeq and is a predicted model, not a curated record. The coding region runs from base 200 to 1807 and encodes 535 amino acids. NCBI's taxonomy places the organism in Eukaryota, Viridiplantae, Streptophyta, Pinopsida, Cupressales, Cupressaceae. The transcript is spliced from 6 exons. Gene Ontology annotation, molecular function: oxidoreductase activity, acting on CH-OH group of donors; flavin adenine dinucleotide binding.